Engraulis encrasicolus (European anchovy) is the source of this 4629-nucleotide messenger RNA. Its product is annotated as xylosyl- and glucuronyltransferase LARGE1-like. The record is from RefSeq and is a predicted model, not a curated record. The transcript has 15 exons. Bases 1183 to 3474 code for a protein of 763 amino acids. Gene Ontology annotation, cellular component: Golgi apparatus. Gene Ontology annotation, molecular function: xylosyltransferase activity; glucuronosyltransferase activity. Lineage: Eukaryota; Metazoa; Chordata; Actinopteri; Clupeiformes; Engraulidae. Gene Ontology annotation, biological process: protein O-linked glycosylation via mannose.
CGGAGGAGGCUGGGAAGAAGGGACUGUUGUGUGAAGGCCUCCGUGUGAGAGAGCACAGUCUACUGUAUUCGAAAAGCGGGAAUGACGGCGAGAUUCAGGACAGUUUGAUGUCUGCCUAGGAUUAUGAGGGCGAGUGCACUCGUCCUCAGUUUGUCGCGACUUCCCUCCUUCCGUGGCUCAGGCGCAGCAUAGCCUACUUUCCUCCCCCCGACUAGCAGCGCCAGAUACCGAAAAAGAAGCCGAGCGACGAGGCACUCUUCCCUUGAAGGGAGCGGACUGUGAUGACAACCCAAACGAGGACGGAAUCUAAAUUGACCUAUCUCUGCAUAAUCUGAAACUCUACCGCAAGAGAGAAACUUUGCUAGCCGCACAUCUUAGACAGCACGACAAGUGUGUCUAUGGUCUGCAUUGCCGUGUUUGCCUAUGGAGAAUGAAGACUUACAUGGUACAAUAGAGAGCCGUUUGGCUUUUGUACUUCUGGAAAAGACCAGUUUGUGAAUGCGAUACUGCGCAGUUUACGACCCGACAGUGCUCUCCUUGUCUCCUAAAUAAAUAGGAUGUGCGUAGCCUGUCAGAGGAGGAAAUCUAUCGUGUCAUCGUGCAUUAGUGUUCUGUUUUAGCCUCGGUUUCAGCUCACUCCACACAUAGCCCAAACAUCUAUAGUUGUGUGUUUGGUUAACUAGCAAGCGGAGUCUGCUUUUCAGUGAAAGCCUCCUCUGAUGUGGCCACGUUGCAUUGUGCCACCACAUCAUUUGUAAUUUUGGAAGGAAGACCCCAAGAUUUGGUCUGGAGGCAUGACCACCUGGCCACACUACCUGCCUGCGCAAUUCUGAUAGAAUUUUGUUGUGGCACGGGUGACACGAAGCUUUAAUCAGUGAAAAUUAACGGACGGUGUUUUAACGAAGUCACGAGCCCUCCCUGGACCUACUGGCUGUAGGUGAUUGCUGAGGAAUAAGGUGCUGUUCAGACUCAAUGGGUCCUGACGCGACUCGGCGCAGCACACAUUUUACCGCCCCAGGAAGAAGAUAAGACUCGGUGUCCAGUCAGGGGGACAGCCUAGGGAAGUAGGACGCUUAUCGGAUUGCAAGACUUGUGCCAUGUACCGCUUUGGCCAGCAGCUGCUUCCCACCUAGAGGUAGCUCCGCCUCCUGCCGUGCGUCCACUUCCUGUUUGGCCCAGAGGAUGCUGGGACUGUGUCGUGGGCGCAGGAAGUUCCUGGCCUUCUCCCUCUUCCUGCUCUUCAUCCCAGCACUCACCUGGCUCUACCUCUCUGUUGGCAACUUCCAAGUGAGGCACCUCCCCCUGUCGCCCCUGGAGCCCCAGUCCUCGCCUCUGAUUGGUGGAGGCGGGGAGCGGCAGGCGCUGGAGCUGCGAGUGCGCGAGGUGGAGGAGGAGAACCGCGCCCUGAGGAGAGAGCUGAGCCAGCCCCCUCGAAGCCCCUCACGCCCACAGCAGCAACAGCAACAACAACAACAAACAGGUCACCAUGGCAACGCCUCGCUCCCGGACUCUGGCGAAGACGCCACCAAGCAGCACGGCGAGGCGCAGAGAGGAGGCAUGGGGGCCAACGGGUCCGACUGCAUGCAACAUCCCGCCGUCGACAAGUGUGAGACGAUCCACUUGGCGAUAGUGUGUGCGGGCUACAACGCCAGCAGGGAUGUGGUGACACUGGUCAAGUCCGUCCUGUUUCACAGACGCAACCCUCUGCAUUUCCACUUCAUCACGGACUCCAUCGCCCAGCGCAUCCUGGCCUCCCUCUUCCACACCUGGAUGGUGCCGGCCGUACGAGUCGACUUCUACGAUGCCGACGAACUCAAGUCGGAGGUGUCAUGGAUCCCCAACAAGCACUAUUCUGGGAUCUACGGUCUGAUGAAGCUGGUGCUGACCAAAGCGCUGCCCUCUGACCUCAAGCAGGUCAUCGUCCUGGACACCGACAUCACCUUCGCCACCGACAUCGCAGAGCUCUGGGCCGUCUUUCACAAGUUCACAGGGCAGCAGGUUCUAGGUCUGGUGGAGAACCAGAGUGACUGGUACCUGGGGAACCUCUGGAAGAACCAUCGGCCCUGGCCAGCCCUCGGCAGAGGCUUCAACACAGGUGUGAUUCUGCUCCUUCUGGACCGCUUGAGGAAGCUCCGAUGGGAACAGAUGUGGAGGCUGACCGCAGAGAGGGAACUAAUGAGUAUGCUGUCCACCUCGCUAGCAGACCAGGACAUCUUCAAUGCAGUGAUCAAGCAGAACCCCUUCCUGGUGCACCAGCUGCCCUGCUUCUGGAACGUUCAGCUGUCGGAUCACACACGCUCCGAGAAGUGCUACAGAGACGUGGCAGACCUCAAGGUGAUCCAUUGGAACUCUCCUAAGAAGCUGCGUGUGAAGAACAAGCACGUGGAGUUCUUCCGGAACCUUUACCUGACGUUCCUGGAGUACGAUGGGAACCUGCUGAGAAGGGAACUCUUUGGCUGCCCCAGCGAGACAGACCACAACAGUGAGAAUCUCCAGAAGACCCUGUUAGAGCUGGAUGAGGAUGACCCGUGCUAUGAGUUCCGUCGGGAGCGAUUCACCGUCCACCGCACACACCUCUACUUCCUGCACUACGAAUACGAGCCGGCAGCAGACAACACAGACGUCACUCUGGUGGCACAGCUCUCCAUGGACAGACUGCAGAUGCUGGAGGCCAUCUGCAAGCACUGGGAGGGCCCCAUCAGUCUGGCCCUGUACCUGUCGGAUGCGGAGGCCCAGCAGUUCCUGCGCUAUGCCCAGGGCUCGGAGGUGCUGAUGAGCAGGAGCAACGUGGGCUACCACAUCGUCUACAAGGAGGGCCAGUUCUACCCCGUCAACCUGCUGCGCAACGUGGCCAUGCGGCAGGUCAACACGCCCUACAUCUUCCUCUCCGACAUCGACUUCCUGCCCAUGUACGGCCUCUACGAGUACCUCAGGAAGUCUGUGGUUCAGCUGGACAUGGGCAGUACCAAGAAGGCUCUGGUGGUGCCGGCCUUCGAGACGCUGCGCUAUCGCCUGUCCUUCCCCAAAUCCAAAGCAGAGCUGCUGUCCCAGCUGGACAUGGGUACUCUCUUCACCUUCAGGUACCACGUUUGGAUGAAGGGCCACGCCCCCACCAACUUUGCAAAAUGGCGGACGGCCACCACGCCGUAUCGCGUGCAAUGGGAGGCGGACUUUGAGCCGUACGUGAUGGUGAGGAAGGACUCCCCCGAGUAUGACCGGCGGUUCGUGGGCUUUGGCUGGAACAAGGUGUCUCACAUCAUGGAGCUGGAUGCCCAGGAGUACGAGUUUGUGGUCCUGCCCAAUGCCUACAUGAUCCACAUGCCGCACGCGCCCAGUUUCGACAUCACCAAGUUCCGCUCCAACGAGCAGUACCGCGUCUGCCUGAAGACGCUCAAAGAGGAGUUCCAACAGAACAUGUCCCGCCGCUACGGUUUCGCCGCUCUCAAGUACAUGACGGCCGAAAACAACAGCUAGCUGUAUCCAUCCAUCCGUCCAUUCAUCCAAGAGAGACACAACACACACUCAACACACACAGGCCCCAUACUCCUUUUCUUCUGUACCUGCAGAUAAAAUGAACUGCACUGUGCAACCUGAGCGUUGAACAGACAAAGCGUUGUUACUAAGCUGCAGACAAUUUGGAAAUGAACAAACAUGGACUCUGCUUCAACAAUGGGCUUACCCUUUUAGCCAAUGUGAACACAUACCCUUUAUGGCUCCAGAUAUGUGAAUGACCUUUUUUGACCCCCAUUUUUUUUGGUUUCCUUUCUAAACAAAACAAACAACACAAGGGAUUGGCUGGCCCAGUCCUUACCCAUCAUGCCUUUCAGCCCCCUGAAGACGAACAAAAAAACAACAAAACUCCAACAAAACAAAACCACCUCAAGUUUUGGAUGUCAGGUAAGAAAACAUGGUAUUCAGGAAAAGACAAGUUCUUGUCUCCAGGCUUUGCUUUCCUUUUAAGCCUGCAAUUAAUUGGGUAGAAAAGGACUGCUUGCUCAGUACCAAUUCUCGGAUGACUGAAAUGUAUUCUCCCCCCCUCCACAGGAUCAAUUUGAUGCUCUAACAAUGAAGAAACUAAUUUGUGGUAGUAGACAAUAGAAUGGACUCCAACAUUAAAGCCCAAAAUCUCUUCUCUUCUCAAGCUUUUAAGAAAGGAACACGGAGAACAAGUCUGCGAAAUUAACACUAAAGGACAAACCCAGUCCCCCCAUCAUUGGAUCUAGACCAAUAGCAAUUGAACUGGAGAGGUGACACUGUCUGCCCCAAGGCCAUUGAUUGGCUGAUGUGACUGUGACACUAUUAUUGUGUGUUAUUCAAAUGUGCCAAAUGGCUCAUCGUGGCCAUGUUAUAUUUUUUUUUUUUCCUUUUACAAAUAGACAAUGUUUUGCUUAAAGGCAUCUGGUGCCAAUACCGAAGAGAGACAAAAAAAAACAGGAAUUGUUUUUAGUCUUUCAAUUUUCUUGCUUUUUUUCUUUUCUCAAAGGGAAAAUAAUUUAACAAAAAAAGAAUACCAUCCAUUGUAUUAUGCUGUUAAGUACUGUGAAGUUUAAAGGUGGGGUUGCAGGUUAACAAUUUUAAGAAUAUGUACUAUUAUGACAUCACGUUGGGGGUUCCGCAGGCUCAUAGGAG